UGUAGGCCAACAAUGAGAACAUUUUUAAUUGAGUAAAAGGAUCCUUCCCCGGCUUUCACGUAGUAUCGCGAUGUCACGCACAGGGAAGUGACGUUGACGCGAGGUGUCUUCGAUUUGAUAGGCCAGUGAUUAUUACCGGAUAUUACAUUUUACUGUGUAUGGAUUUUCCGCGCCAAAUGGGCAGUCCGCUGUCAUUUUAAAUCUCCGCAAUUGACGGCGAGAAGUUUUUAAAUAUUCUUCUAUUAAUAAUUACAGUUUAUUGUAUUUUAACAAUGUCCGUGACACUGGUGACUCUGCUGCUGAUCUUACAGUUGUUUUAUGCCGGAACUCAUCCCACUUGCCCGUUUCCGACGAUAGAGGCAGUCGAAGACGAUGAUGUCGCUCUACAGUGUCGCCUGGACAACUUGUCCGCCCGCACCUUGGAUGUGGCGAGAGCUGUCCGCGGUACCUAUGGCGACGUCUGCUCCUAUCGGAAAAGAAAGGACCGGAUGGAUCGAUGCGGAGGCUUCGUAGCGCUGCUGUCCCACGGUGGGGAGUACAAAGUCUUUCUCCAAAAGCUGCGAGCCCGUUCUGUUGUUAGCAUCCCUGAUGUAUCCAAAAACCACCAGAACGGGACAAAGACCGUACCUCCAGUGGAAGAAGUGACCGAGUCAAACAGUCGUGGGGGGGGGAACGGGAAGGCUGCCCGCAGCCGCAUCGUUCCCGCGGUGGUCUUCAUUCUCGGCGGCGUCCUCGUCGUGGUUCUGGUGAACACGUGGAAGGAUGCACCCUCUCUGAGAUCCACCACGCCCACCCUCGCUCACAACUUCGCCGAAACUCUGCCGAUAGAGAUGAGCGCGAAGAUCUUCGGCAUGUUGGACGCGGAGAGCCUGUCCAGCGCCGCGCGCACCUGCCGGCUGUGGCACUACAUCAUCGCGGAGAGCGAGCAGGUGAGCGUGCAACGCUACCACGCCGCGGCCGAGAGACGUGCGUCGGCACACGUACGUAACCCACGGCGUAGAUUUUACACAGAAGUACAAAUCGAGCUUUAGGAGGCAAACGCAGCGCUUUCACCCAGGAGACCGGACGGUUACCGUCUCUGGUUUAGGCCUGAAACGAUUCCUCGAAUAAUUCGAUUACAAAAAAAUCCUCGAUUCAAAAUGACUUUCCUCGAAGCUUCAUUAAAUCAACGUUACCAACGUUGUAUCGCUGACGGACGGUGUUUCCGCACGGAGCAUUUUUACUGUCGCACAGACGCGGCUCAGU
Molecule: messenger RNA, 1245 nt
Organism: Perca fluviatilis (European perch)
Lineage: Eukaryota; Metazoa; Chordata; Actinopteri; Perciformes; Percidae
Exons: 5
Coding region: 273-1031 (252 amino acids)
Molecular function (GO): protein binding
Source: RefSeq, a predicted model, not a curated record